GGUGGCUACAGUUCACCAGUGUCGUUCUGUCUCUCGAAAAAUAUACAUUUCCACUCGCAAAAAUUCGGACAAUGAGGAACACACUGAUUUUCUUGGCUCUUUUAAUAUCAUCAACUAUUGCCCAAAACAGAGUGGUUAGAGCUAGGUUAGGUAAUCUGGGAAUACCUCAAAACAUAGAAUUACCAAACUUAGGUUUCGCACAAGGAUUUUUACCCUCAUCGUUGGCAAAUGCUAAACAUGUAAAUAUUAAAAUAAGUAAAACAAAACCUGGAGGAUUUGGCGCAGUUAACGGAAAUGCUGGAAUUAGUGAAGCUAGAGAAAAUAUUGGAUUUGCUGCAAGAGGUGGAUUCUCUGAUAAUUCUGGUGCCAAUAAUAAUGGAAUUAGAGGAGGAUUUGAUCUUUCCUUCAAUGGAGGUAGUACCGCAAGUGCAGGCAAUUCAGCGUUUGGGGUAGCAGCGCAGAACAAACCCGCUAACAAUGCAGGUGCGGAAUCCAAUUCUGGUGCCAAUAAUAAUGGAAUUAGAGGAGGAUUCGGUUUUUCCUCCAAUGGAGGCAGUACUGGAAGUGCAGGCAGUACAGCGUUUGCAGGUAUUAGAGGAGGAUUUGAUCUUUCCUCCAAUGGAGGUAGUACCUUAAGUGCAGGAAAUACAGCAUUUGGAGUUACAGCUCUGGACAAUUCCGCAAAUAAUGCAGGUUCCUUCCCUCAAAAUACCGGAAAAAUUAAUAAUGAAAUUAGAGGAGGUUUUGGUUUCUCAUCACAAGGCAGCAUAUCUGGAAAUACUGGAUUCGGUUUUACUUCCAAUGAAGGUACCACUGGCAUAGCAAAUAAUGGAAAUCUUGACACUGGCGUUACUCUCGACUCUUCUGAGUUCUUUGACAAAAAUUUACAUGAAUCCGGUCCACAUAUAUCACCUUUUCCAAUUAUUCCAGCAACUUCAUUAAAUAUUUCUCACGAAGAAAGAGGAUCACAACAUCAAAGUGGGUUCUCUGGCGGUUUUCAAGGAGCAGUCACAACACGUCCGUUAACAUCGGUUCCUCAACCAUUUAAUCACAAUGAGGAAAAGGAAGAAGUUUUUAACGAAUUCCAUACUCGUCGACCAUUUAAUCAACCGGAUUUUAAUGAGGAAUUUUUUAAUGAAUUACCUAGUACACGUCUACCUACAACAAAAACAAAAUCCACAACAACAACAACUACAACCACGCCACGGCCCUUCGAAUUUUCGCCUCAUAUUCCAGAAUUACCUGCCGUAAACGACUUAAUAGAACAACCUCAACCUGUGCAAAAUUUUAUUAACAAUCCUCCUCGACCUGUGCAAGAUUUUGGAAAUAAUCUUCCACAACCUGUCCAAGACUUUAGAAACAAUCCACCCCAACCCGUGCAAGAUUUUAGAAACAAUCCUCCUCAGCAAUUACCAAAUGUUAAUCAACUAUCUGUCGAUUCACCUCAGGUACCAAUUCUGUCUGGACAGAGUCUUGAAGAGGUUAUAGAACAAGAAUGGAAUUCUUUUACAACCAGAUUUAAUAAAGUGUAUGCCAACCAAGAAGAAGCAAGAUACAGGCGAGAAGUUUUCAUCGAAAACAGAGCAAAAAUUAUGCGCUUUAAUAUGGAGUACGCAGAAGGAAGAAGAAACUUUGUUCACAAAAUUAACGAAUUUGCCGAUAUGCUGCUGCACGAAUUUAAUAACAACUUUAACGGAUUCAAUAGAAGUAGACGGGAACCAGAUGUACCUUUGAAACCAGCUACAACAUUUGUCCCGAGUGCAAAUGUUGUUUUCCCGGACAGUGUCGACUGGAGAAUGAUAGGAGCUGUGAGUCCGGUUAAAAGUCAAGGAAAGUGCGCAGGUUGUUGGGCGUUUGCUGCGGCCGGAGCGUUAGAGGCUCACACCUUCAGGAAAACUGGAAAGUUAGUCGAAAUCAGCGCCCAAAAUUUGAUUGAUUGCACACAACCGUAUGGAAAUAAUGGAUGUGCGGGUGGACUAAUGGAUCCUGCAUUCGAAUAUGUAAGAGAUAACAAUGGUGUCGACUCAGAAAAAUCGUAUCCUUAUGAAGGAGUGAAUGGAGAGUGCCGAUUUAGAAGAGAGAAUGUGGUUGCGACAUGCACUGGUUUUGUGGACAUAGGAGAGAACGACGAAAAAGGUUUGGAAAUUGCUCUAGCAACUUUAGGUCCAGUUACAGCUGCAAUCGAUGCCGGUAAGGAGACUUUCCAGUUUUACUCAGAGGGAAUAUACGAUGAUCCAGCUUGCGGAAAUACACCCGAACAAAUGAACCACGCAGUUCUAGUAGUCGGAUACGGUCAAGAAGCCGACGGUAGAAAAUACUGGCUGGUGAAAAAUUCAUACGGUCCCAACUGGGGUAUAGGAGGAUAUGUAAAGAUAGCUAAGGAAAAUAAUAACCAAUGUGGUAUUGCCAUUCAAGCUAGUUAUCCGCUAGUGUAA
Messenger RNA from Diabrotica balteata, 2435 nucleotides. Lineage: Eukaryota; Metazoa; Arthropoda; Insecta; Coleoptera; Chrysomelidae. The record is from the annotation of a GenBank genome assembly.